GUCUGAUUCCCGAGAAAAGUGGGAUAUCGGGAAACUCUAGGUUGCGGCCGAGGAUUCGGCAGUUGACUUCCAAUCUAUUCAACGUGGAGGAGAACAAGAACGACAAAGACAUCCGUAAAAAUCCAAAAACCAUGUCAGCACCUUCUACUUCCGUGGGCGAUGCUGCUGCCGCUCUCUCUGGUAAUCUUCAGUUGCCGCCACUUCGUACUCUCGAUGACUUCAUCCUGGGAUCGGCCCGAUUCCAGCUGCCCAAUCUCAAGGAUAGAGAGAAGUGGGGCAAUCGAGUGACGAAAAAUCUUUUGUACUAUCAAACCAACUACUUUUUGCUCUUCCUUACAAUCUACGUUUUGAUGAUAUUCUUCAAUCCUUCAAAGAUUAUUACUGGUCUGCUGGUUCAGGCUUUGAUAAUUGGCGUAAUAUGGCAAUUCUUUAGUGGCAAGUCAAAGAAGAACUUUAUUGCCAGUCGUAUGACCAGAGGAAAUGCUAAUGAAGCCGAACAAAAUGCCCAACAGAAGUGGUACAUCCUAGCUGGAGCCCUCCUCGGAGGAUAUCUUCUCCUACAUCUUCUAAGCGCCGUGCUCCUGACUGCAUUCACCGUGCUGUUCCCCGGUUCGAUUACCUUUAUCCACGCCUCUCUGCGAUUGCGAAACAUUAAGAACAAGCUGACUAACAGCAUUGAGAGCUUUGCUCCAUCAACGCCAAUGGGCUCUCUGUUCGAUGCGCUAAAUGUUAGGGCCGAGGGCGUGUUCAACUAGGCCAAGCCUACGUACAUAUAGACCCGUUUGUCACAACUGGAAAUAACGUUUUCAUCGCUAGUUAUCCCUAUCAAUGUUGAUCUUUGCAAAACAAAAACCCUGUAUUAUAAUUCAUUUAAUCUUUAUUUUUGUAUAAACUAUGAUUUUAUUACCAAUGCGUGCAGCUAUUAAAAAUGUCAAUAAAGUUCUCACAAGAAAUUCGCUU
Messenger RNA from Drosophila eugracilis, 960 nucleotides. RefSeq names its product PRA1 family protein 3. Lineage: Eukaryota; Metazoa; Arthropoda; Insecta; Diptera; Drosophilidae. Gene Ontology annotation, cellular component: membrane. The coding region runs from base 132 to 755 and encodes 207 amino acids. The transcript has 2 exons. The record is from RefSeq and is a predicted model, not a curated record.